AUGGCCGAGCGCCCCAUCCAAUUCUCUGAACAUUUACAACUCACUGCUCUGGGUAUCAACCCCGCCAGCAUCAGCUUCCAGACACUAACCAUGUCCUCUGACAAGUUCAUCUGUGUCCGUGAAGGCGAUGGUGGGGCAACUCCAAAGCAAGUCGUUAUCGUCGAUCUCAACGACAUCAACAACGUUAUCAGAAGGCCUAUAUCUGCUGAUUCUGCUAUUAUGCAUCCAGAUAGAAAACUCAUCGCGUUAAAAGCAGGUAAACAGCUACAGCUUUUCAACCUUGAGCUUAAGCAGAAAGUCAAAUCUCACCUCUCAAACGAUGACGUCGUCUACUGGUCCUGGUUGAAUCAAUCCACUCUGGGUCUUGUCACUGAUUCAUCCGUUUUUCACUGGGAUAUCGAUGCUAUCGGUGAAAAUGCCCCUGUCAAAGUUUUUGAUCGUCAUCCAAAUCUCGCCGGUUCCCAAAUUAUCAACUAUAGAUCCACUGAAGAUGGUAAAUGGAUGGCCCUCAUUGGUAUUGCCAGCAACUCCAACCCAGACGGCUUUCGCAUCAAGGGCGCAAUGCAGCUUUACUCACGUGAUAGAGGCGUUUCUCAACCAAUAGAAGGUCACGCUGCUGCCUUCUCUGAACUAAAACUCGAUGGAAACGCAAACCCUUCGAAGCUCUUCGCUUUCGCUGUCCGUACUGGCUCAGGCGCCAAACUUCACAUUGUCGAAAUUGACUACCAAAGUGGUCAAACGCCAUACACAAAGAAAGCUAUCGAUGUCUUUUUCCCCGCCGAAGCUGCAACGGAUUUCCCCGUCGCAAUGCAAAUAUCCAAGAAAUACGGCAUCAUCUAUUUGAUUACAAAGUUUGGCUUUGUUCAUCUCUAUGAUAUCGAAAACGGUGCUUGCAUCUACAUGAAUAGAAUUUCUGGUGAUACCGUCUUUGUCACUGCUGAACACGAAGCCACAGAUGGUUUGAUUGGUGUAAAUAGAAAGGGCCAAGUUUUAUCCGUUUCAAUUGACGAGAAUACCGUAAUUCCUUACAUUCUUAGCACUCUCAAUAACGUUGAGUUAGCAUUCAAGCUCGCAAGUCGUGGAAACCUUCCAGGUGCUGAUGACUUGUAUUUGGCUCAAUACCAGAAUCUCAUGGCUAACCAACAAUACAAUGAUGCUGCCAAGAUCGCUGCUAACUCUCCACGUGGCAUUCUUCGUACCCCAACCACCAUUGAACAAUUCAAGUCUCUUCCAGCUGUACCAGGUCAAUUAUCGCCUAUACUUCAAUACUUUGGUAUCCUUUUGGAAAAGGGCGAGCUCAACAAGUUUGAAUCACUUGAGCUUUCUCGUCCUGUUCUUCAGCAAGGUCGCAAGCAACUCCUCGAAAAGUGGUUGAAAGAGAAUAAAUUGGAGUGUUCUGAGGAGCUUGGUGAUAUUGUCCGCUUGCACGACAUGACUCUUGCUCUGUCAAUUUACUUACGCGCAAACAUUCCGAACAAAGUUGUUGCAAGCUUUGCAGAGACUGGUCAAUUCAACAAAAUUCUCGUCUACUCUCAAAAAGUCAACUACACGCCAGAUUACGCUUUGUUGAUGCAGCACAUUGUCCGCGUCAACCCAGACCAAGCUGCCGAAUUUGCCAGUCAAAUUGUCAACGAUGAGGCUGGUCCAAAAAUUGACAUUGAGAGGGUGGUUGAUGUUUUCCUUGGUCAAAAUCUCAUCCAGCAAGCUACUUCCUUCUUACUGGAUGCUCUUAAGGAAAACAAGCCAGAGCAGGGUCACUUACAGACUCGCUUGUUAGAGAUUAAUCUCAUCAACGCUCCUCAAGUAGCCGAUGCUAUUCUUGGAAAUGCCAUGUUUACUCACUUUGAUCACCCACGCAUCGCAAACUUGUGUGAAAAAGCUGGUUUACUUCAACGUGCAUUGGAGUUAUACCAAGAUACCAAUGACCUCAAGCGUGUUGUCGUACAUACUCCAUUGCUCAAUCAAGAAUGGCUCGUAAAUUACUUCGGUCAAUUGACCGUUGAUCAGACCUUUGCUUGUUUGAAUGAAAUGCUAAAGGUGAACAUCAGACAAACGCUUCCAAUGGUUGUUCAAAUUGCUACAAAGUACAGCGAACUGCUUGGAUCUCACAAGCUCAUCGAGUUGUUUGAAAAUUUCAAGACAUUUGAAGGUCUUUACUACUUCCUCGGAUCAGUUGUUAACUUAAGUGAAGACUCUGAAGUUCACUUCAAGUAUAUUCAAGCUGCUACUCGUACCGGUCAAAUUCGUGAAGUUGAGAGAAUUGUUCGUGAAUCCAACUUUUACAAUCCAGAAAAAGUCAAAAACUUCCUGAAAGAAGUUAAGCUUCCUGAUCAGCUUCCUCUUAUCAUCGUUUGUGACAGAUAUGACUACGUCCACGAUCUCGUUCUCUAUCUCUUCCAAAACGGACUCACACAGUUCAUUUCUACAUAUGUACAGCAAGUCAACUCAGCUCGUUUACCUCAAGUUGUAGGUGGAUUGUUAGAUGUUGAUUGUGAUGAGCAAACCAUCAAAAACUUGCUCUCAUCUGUCUAUGGGUUGUUCGAUGUCAACGAGCUCGUUGAUGAAGUUGAAAAGCGUAACCGCCUUAAAUUGAUCCUUCCUUGGCUUGAAGGACGCAUCAACGCUGGUCAGGAAGAUGCUGCUAUUUACAAUGCUUUGGCCAAGAUCUACAUUGACAGCAACAACAAUCCAGAGCAUUUCUUGAAAGAGAACAACAUUUAUGAACCACUCGUUGUUGGCAAAUAUUGUGAGAAGCGUGAUCCAUACCUCGCUUUCAUUGCCUUCGCUAAGGGAUUCUGCGAUGACGAGUUGAUUGCUAUCACUAAUGAAAAUGGCAUGUACAAGCACCAAGCACGCUAUCUCGUCAAGCGUCGUGAUCUCGAUCUUUGGGCUCAAGUUCUGAACGAUGUCAACGAACACCGUCGUUUACUCAUCGACCAAAUAUCGGCAGUUGCUAUUCCAGAAUCGCAAAACCCAGAUGAUGUUUCUGUUGCAGUGAAGGCAUUUAUGACCGCUGGUCUGCAGCAAGAGCUCGUUGAUAUUCUCGAAAAAAUCAUUCUCAACCCAACUUCAUUCAGCGACAACGGUAGCUUGCAGAACUUGCUCUUGUUAACUGCAAUCAGAAGUGAUCAAGGUAGAGUGAUGAACUACAUCAACAAGCUUCACAACUACGACUUUAACGAGAUUGCCAAGAUUGCGAUUGACAAUGACUUGCACGAAGAGGCUUUCACAGUAUACAAGAAGCACGAAGCUCAUCUCGAAGCACUUAUCGUUCUCGUAGAGCAUAUCGUCUCUAUCGACCGUGCCUUUGACUACACGAAAAAGAUUAACGAGCCACCUCUCUGGGCUCGUCUUGCCAAAGCUCAACUCGACGGUUUAAGAAUUACAGAUGCGAUUGAGUCUUACAUCAAGGCGAACGAUCCAUCCAACUUUGUGGAAGUUAUUGAGAUGUCAGAGCGUGCUGAGAAGCAUGAGGACUUGGUCAGAUAUUUACAAAUGGCACGUAACACAGCUCGCGAGCCAAAGAUUGACUCUACUCUUGUCUACUGUCUUUGCAAGACGGACAGACUUCAAGACGCCGAAGACUUCCUCCACAUGACCAAUGUUGCUGACGUACUUGAAGUCGGUGAGAAGUGUUUCAACGACGGUCUUUACUUGGCAGCCAAGGUUCUCUUCACCUCUAUCUCCAAUUACGCUAGAUUGGCGACGACACUCAUUUACCUCGAAGACAACCAAGCUGCAGUUGAGUGCGCUCGUAAGGCGGGCAAUACACAAGUGUGGAAGCAGGUCUGUCUUGCUUGUGUUGAUAAGGAAGACUUCAAAUUGGCUAAGAUUUGUGGUCUUAAUUUGAUUGUUCACCCAGAAGAGCUCCAAGCUAUCAUUUCACUUUACGAGUCUCGCGGGUUAUUCCAAGAAAUGCUCGAUCUCUUUGAGGCUGGUCUUGGUCUCGAGCGUGCCCACAUGGGUCUCUUCACCGAGACUGCCAUUGCAUACGCUAAAUAUCAACCAGAGAGCAUGUUUGAGCAUCUGAAGCUUUACGGCUCUCGUCUCAAUAUUCCUAAGGUCAUCAAGUCCGCUAAAGAAGGACACCUCUGGAGAGAGCUUGUUUAUCUUUACAUUGCGUACGCUGAGUGGGAUAACGCUGCACUCAACACUAUCGAGCACAGCGCUGAUGCAUGGGACCACCAACAGUUCCGUGAUGUACUCAGCAAGGUUGCAAAUGCUGAGAUAUUCUACAAAGCACUUUCAUUUUAUCAGGAGCAGCACCCAACGCUUCUGACAGACCUUUUAACAGCUCUCAUUUCACGUAUCGAUCACUCGAGAGUAGUGUCAAUGUUUAGACAAUCAGACAACUUGCCAUUGGUACGAGCAUACUUGAUUGCAGUGCAGAACUUGGAUGUUGCAGCUGUUAAUGAGGCUGUUCAUGAUUUGUUGAUUGAAGAGGAAGACUACCAGACGCUAUUGGAUGUUAUUGAUCAAUACCAAAGCUUCGAUCAGCUUGGUUUAGCUGCAAGAUUGGAACAGCAUGAGCUGUUAGCUUUUAGAAGAAUAGCAGCACAUCUUUACAAAGUCAACAAAAAGUACGAAGAAUCUAUCAACCUCUCUAAGAGCGAUAAGCUUUACGUCGAUGCUAUACAGACCGCAUCUACAAGUGAAGAUGUUCAGGUAUCAGAAGAUUUAUUGACUUAUUGGGUUGAUAUUGGCAACAAAGAACUCUUCACCGCUCACUUAUACCUUUGCUUUAAGCUGGUGAGACCGGAUAUCGUCGAGGAGUUGGCGUGGUUCAAUGGACUCGAAGACUUUGCUAAACCAUAUCAAUUUGAGUUGAGGAGACAGACUCAAGAUCGUAUCAAAGCACUUGAGAAAAAGGUCCAAGAGCAGGCUACUAAGUCUGCCAAGAAGGAGGAAGAUGAAGAUUCACAGCCAAUUAUGGGACCAGGAUUUAAUCAAACGCUCAUGAUUGGUGGUCCAUCAGGAUGGAAUGGUGCUAACGGGGUGACUCCUCAACAAACAGGUCUGAUGCCUCAAGGUACUGGCAUGAUGCCACAGGGCACCGGUAUGAUGCCUCAAGCGACUGGAUAUCAAGGAGGUUUUGGAUACUAA
This is a messenger RNA of Wallemia ichthyophaga EXF-994, 5103 nucleotides long. Its product is annotated as Clathrin heavy chain 1. Gene Ontology annotation, cellular component: actin cortical patch; clathrin coat of coated pit; clathrin coat of trans-Golgi network vesicle. The record is from RefSeq and is a predicted model, not a curated record. Gene Ontology annotation, molecular function: structural molecule activity; clathrin light chain binding. NCBI's taxonomy places the organism in Eukaryota, Fungi, Basidiomycota, Wallemiomycetes, Wallemiales, Wallemiaceae. The coding region runs from base 1 to 5103 and encodes 1700 amino acids. The transcript has 6 exons. Gene Ontology annotation, biological process: receptor-mediated endocytosis; intracellular protein transport; Golgi to endosome transport.